Molecule: messenger RNA, 1401 nt
Organism: Macrosiphum euphorbiae (potato aphid)
Lineage: Eukaryota; Metazoa; Arthropoda; Insecta; Hemiptera; Aphididae
Source: the annotation of a GenBank genome assembly
AUGGCCGUUGUUAACAUGAAUAGUUUAAUGAAUGGGAAAGAUUCAAGGUGGCUGCAACUGGAAGUAUGUCGUGAAUUUCAGCGUAAUAAAUGUUCACGUAGCGAUACAGAAUGUAAAUUUGCUCAUCCAGCUGCUAAUGUGGAUGUCCAGAAUGGCAAAGUAACUGCUUGUUAUGAUAGCAUUAAAGGACGGUGUAAUAGAACAAAACCGCCUUGUAAAUAUUUCCACCCUCCACAACAUUUAAAAGAUCAACUUUUAAUAAAUGGACGAAAUCAUUUGGCUCUCAAAAAUGCCUUAGUACAGCAAAUGGGUUUAGUGGCUAAUCAACCAAUGGUUCCUGGACAAGUUUCUGCUCCCAUGCCAAAUCCAGCUUACUUACAACUACCCAGUGCUCAAAUUGGAAAUCCAGCAUUUAACCCUUAUUUUAGCCACACCAAUCCGCUUAUGAAUCCUUUGUCACAAUUUUUUGCUCCCAACCCUAAUAACUUGCAAAUGGCAAUGCAACAAACGGUUGUACAACAAAAUUUACAACCUCCAGAACGCUUAGAUAUGGACUUAAGCAAAAUUUCCCCUUUCUAUUAUGAAAAUUUAUCAUUGCCUGGUUUAAUGCCUUUUAAAAGGCCUUCGGGUGACAAAGCAGGGUUACCAAUGUUUCAACCGAGUGCAGCAGCAGCAGCUUACCAACAACUAUUCCAAUUUGUCCCACAACAAGCUGACUAUCCCCCUACAUCAUCUGCAGCAGCUUUAUCUGUAAUGUCUAAACCACAACCACAAGCAGUAGCACAACAACAACAACAGCAGCAAACUCAACAGUCAAUAGCCCCUCAAAAAUCUCAGACACCUGAAUUACCACCUGCAACUCAAACUCAAUUGCAGUCUCAACAGCUUGCUGCGUUUCAUCAAUUGCUUGCUAUGUCUCCCCAACAACAACUACAACAACAGCAAAUUCAACAACAACAAUUACAACAACAACAAUCGUUACAGCAGCAACACCAAUCCUUACAACAGCAACACCAGCAACAACAAGCUCAAUUGGCUCAAGCUCAAAACCAAGCUCAAGCACAUUUAGUCCAAUCACAGGCCCAAGUACAGAAUCAAUUACAAGAUCCUAAUCAACAAGCUCAAAUGCAACAACAUCAAGCCUUUGCAGCAGUAUUCAACCAAUUGAUUGCUAUGCGACCACCUCCUCCACCAUUAACUUUCCAAGCUCCGCAAUUAGCGCCUAAUCCAAAUUUGAUGGCAUCAUCAUCUAUGAAACAAUUUAUUGCAGCACAAAUACAACAUCACAUACAUAAUACCAAUUUAAAUGGUAAUCUAAAUCCAGCUGCUAUUAAUGGUAAUAUUAAUACUAAGGGUGACGAAGAGGUUCAACAACCUUUUAAGAAAAUGAAAACCGCUUGA